Fusarium poae is the source of this 252-nucleotide messenger RNA. RefSeq lists its product as uncharacterized. The transcript has a single exon. Bases 1 to 252 code for a protein of 83 amino acids. Lineage: Eukaryota; Fungi; Ascomycota; Sordariomycetes; Hypocreales; Nectriaceae. The record is from RefSeq and is a predicted model, not a curated record.
AUGGUCAUCGUAUUCAGAUGCAAGAAGUCGAAUUCAUGUCGCCACCGACCAACCCACCGGAGACUUGUGAUUCGUAUCGACAAGGGUGGUGGGGUCAGUGUGUCCAACCUGUCGCAUAACUUCACGCUCUGCUUCCCAUCUACUGCAUCGGAACAGAAAAUGCUCCAUCGUCUCUGGUCCACAUCCACAAUCACACAUGUCCGACUCUGCGGCGCCGAUCUUGCUCAAGUAGCUGUUACAGCUAUCGUAUAG